Molecule: messenger RNA, 1494 nt
Organism: Leopardus geoffroyi (Geoffroy's cat)
Lineage: Eukaryota; Metazoa; Chordata; Mammalia; Carnivora; Felidae
Gene: SLC51A
Product: solute carrier family 51 subunit alpha
Exons: 9
Coding region: 236-1333 (365 amino acids)
Biological process (GO): bile acid and bile salt transport
Cellular component (GO): plasma membrane; endoplasmic reticulum membrane
Molecular function (GO): transporter activity
Source: RefSeq, a predicted model, not a curated record
UCAAAUUCCUCCAGGGUGAACUCUGAGAUAGGUUCUAGGGAUUUGCUCACGGAAAGCCCGAGUAAAGGGAGUCAGAGACGAAGACUCUGUCACUCCACCUACACGUGGCUCAGGUCCUCUGAGAGAGUCCAGCAGGCAGCAGAACCAGCGAGAGCCGCCUCCUUCAGGGCCCCCACCUUCCUGCCCCUUCUUGCCCCUCAGUGCCUGCUGGAAAGCCAGACAGGGGGAGAAGACGAUGGAGCCAGACAGGACUCAGAUAAAACUUGACCCCAGGUACACGGCAGAUCUUCUGGAGGUGCUGAAAACUAAUUUCAGCAUCCCCUCUGCCUGCUUCUCUCUCGCUCCCACUGCUGCCCAACUUCUGAGAGCCUUGGGCCCUGCAGAAAUUGCCCUCACAGUCAUUAUGACUCUGCUUGCCCUGGGCUCGGUCACCAUCUUUGUGGAGGAUGCUGUCUACCUGUACAAGAACACCCGUUGCCCCAUCAAGAGGAGGACUUUGCUCUGGAGCAGCUCUGCACCCACGCAGGUCGUGUCUGUGUUCUGCUGUUUUGGUCUCUGGAUCCCUCGUUCCCUCAUGCUUGUAGAAAUGGCCAUAACUUCGUUUUACUCAGUAUGCUUUUACCUGCUGAUGCUGGUCAUGGUGGAAGGCUUUGGCGGGAAGGAGGCAGUAAUAAGGACACUGAAGGACACUCCGAUGAUGGUCCACACUGGCCCCUGCUGCUGCUGCUGCCCCUGCUGCCCCCCACUCAUGCUCACCAGGAAGAAGCUUCAGCUGCUGAUGUUGGGCCCAUUCCAGUAUGCCUUCUUCAAGAUAACACUGAGCCUGGCGGGCCUGUUUCUCAUCCCUGAUGGCAUCUAUGACCCAGCAGAUAUUUCUGAGGAGAGCAUAGCUCUGUGGAUCAACACUCUCCUCGGUGUGUCCACCCUGCUGGCCCUCUGGUCCCUGGCCAUCCUUUUCCGUCAAGCCAAGCUGCACUUGGGCGAGCAGAAUAUAGGAGGCAAAUUUGUUCUGUUCCAGGUGCUCCUCAUCCUGACCGCCCUGCAGCCAUCCAUCUUCUCAGUCUUGGCCAACAGCGGGCAGAUUGCUUGUUCACCUCCCUUUCCCUCUAAAGUCAGGUCUCAAGUGAUGAAUUGCCACCUUCUCAUACUGGAGACUUUUGUAAUGACUGUGCUGACACGCAUGUACUACCGAAGGAAAGAUAACAAGGUUGGAUAUGAGCCUUUCCCUUCCCCAGACCUGGAUUUGACUUCAAAGCCUGAGGUGGACGGUUUGGACAAUGAGCCUGUACAUAUUAAACGGGCACAAGAUUUCCUCACUAUCCCUCAACCUUGACCAAAUGGGGAUGGAUUCCUUCAUCAGCACAAGCUGGCAGAUUAUAUUUGACUAUAGGAAUGAAGGAAAAUUAUGGACUAGGAUGCAAUUAUUUUGGAUCUUGCCUGGAGAAGGUAUUUUAGGUUUUAUAAUAAACAAACAGGAUAGAGUUUAAAACUCUG